AUGGGCCUUGGGCCUUACUUUAUGAUACGAAACGACAUCGUUAUUACCAAUCGAUACUCGAAAGAACACAUUUUCCUUCAUUAUCGCCUUCUGACUUCUGUGUUCCGCUGGAGAAGGCAAGUUCAAGUAUCGUCUACUGAUUCCUUUUCUUCUCUUUCCGUUUCCUCGGCUCGGAAUGUUGUCGGAGUUCUCUACCCCAACUCUGCUUCUGGUAAUAUCAUCGAACAUCUUGUGUGCCUCAAAUAA
Arabis nemorensis is the source of this 246-nucleotide messenger RNA. The record is from the annotation of a GenBank genome assembly. Lineage: Eukaryota; Viridiplantae; Streptophyta; Magnoliopsida; Brassicales; Brassicaceae.